Molecule: messenger RNA, 1572 nt
Organism: Necator americanus (New World hookworm)
Lineage: Eukaryota; Metazoa; Nematoda; Chromadorea; Rhabditida; Ancylostomatidae
Exons: 14
Coding region: 1-1572 (523 amino acids)
Biological process (GO): neuropeptide signaling pathway
Cellular component (GO): plasma membrane
Molecular function (GO): neuropeptide receptor activity
Source: RefSeq, a predicted model, not a curated record
AUGAAUUUAUCAAACUGGUCAAUAUCAGCGUAUAUAGAGAGUGCGCCGAUUACAACGUCGACCACGCCCCAUACGUCAACGACAACGGCGGCGUCAACAUCAACGUCGUCAUUCGCGUCAACUGUCGCAACCACCUUAGCCACUAAAAUAUUCACCACGAUGACGUCAUCAAUCACGACAACAUCCCCAUCCGGUGAUGGUGAUAUUCGUGUGAUUAUGCUUAACAAUACUGCACAACAAGGAGUGUCCAUAGAGAACUUUACUGUCGAAGAAACAUGUCGAUUUCGAGGUACUACUGAAAAUUAUAUCGUCAUCUUCACAUUUAUAACAAUAUUUCUGCUAUCGGUGAUUGGUAACGCUCUCGUCAUUGUGGUCAUCUUGCAGCAACGAGCCAUGCGAUCUAUAACGAACAUCUAUCUAAUGAACUUGGCGAUAACAGACUUGAUGCUGUCUGUAGUAUGUAUGCCGCCAACAUUAUUCUCUAUGGUGAUGAAUUGUUGGAUAUUUGGAAACGUUCUAUGCAAAUUGUUCGCUUAUUUACAACCCAUGGUAGUGACGGCAUCCGCGUACACUCUGGCUGUAAUAGCAUUCGAGCGAUAUUAUGCGAUUUGUCGUCCGCUACAUUCACGAAUAUGGCAGACAAGAUCGCACGCUUAUGCGAUGAUCAUGUUGGUUUGGGUGAUAGCGUUAGCUGCUAAUGUGUUAAUGUUGUUUAUGUACGAAGAGCGAACAUAUAAUGGAAAUGGUUUAACGUGUACACCGAUCUACAAACCUGUCUAUCAUUUUGCCAAUCAAGUCUACAUGACCAUCGUGCUUCUUGCUGUCCCACUAGUGAUAAUGACGGUGCUUUAUGGAUCAGUGAUUCGGACGUUAAAGAUUGGUAUACGUCAGGAAAUUGCUGCCGUUGACUCAGUAGAUCAAGAGAGUAAACGUUCAGACAGCUCCGAGGAGAACAACGAGUUGGAGAGAAAAAGGUCGCUUUUCCGAAAGUUAACUGCGAAAUGGAGGACUGGAAAAAGGACAGGAGUGGUGAAAUCCAGAGACUCCAGCGCACGGAAAAAAAGCGACAUCCCCCCAUUGGAGGCUAGCUUGCGCUCUACACAUAUUCAAAAAAGCGCCGUAGCGAAGCAACGGGUGAUUAGGAUGCUUAUUGUCGUCGUGAUUAUUUUCUUUUGUUGUUGGACACCGUCGUAUAUUUGGUGGUUAUUGUUGAUGGCUGGCGACUCUUUUGAGAGCCUCGAACUAAGCGUAUGGAAUUCGGAUCUGAACACGUUCAUCACACUUUUGACGUACAUUUCUUCGUGCACUAACCCAAUCACAUACUGUUUCCUUAACAAAAAAUUUCGUACUGCUAUUUAUGCGAUGUUCGGCAGGAAGAAAGCAUUACGACAUCACUUUCAGAAGGUGUAUUUCCCAGUUAACGCUCACACUCCACACAAGCCACAUGAAAAGCUGCUGAUCAACAGAUCAGUCUCAUCGACCUUCAAUCCUCAACAUCCGGUCGAUUUUAAACCUCCUCAAAUGACGCGUAGUAUAUCACAAGCGAAAUCGACCAACUACUUCCUAUUGUAA